AAAACCAGUGUGCGUCAUUCAGUUCUGCUACUGCAACUCUCUCUCUCUCUCUCUCUCUCUAAUGUUUCUCUGUUCAGUCUUCUCUCUCCUCCUCAACUGAGGCCUCUCUCUCUCUCUCUCUCUCUCUCUGCAACUCGACAAUGGCCUUCGCUCAGCUCGUUUCUUAUUCCUCUUCCUCGCCCUCGCCCUCUCUCUCUCCCAAGCCCACCCUCGCUCCCGCUCCCGCUCCCCCGGUCGCCGCCGCUCCCACAGCCAGCUGCUACUACUCCUUCUCCUCCUCCUCCAAGCCCCUCGCCCCCCCGCCUCCCCUCCGCCGGCGGCGACGGCGGGGGAGCCCCGGCCCGGCCCGCUGCUCCGCCUCCUCCUCCCCGGAGUGGCGCCACGCGGGGUCCCCGUCCUCCGACGACGCCGUGGAGCUCCCCCUGUUCCCGCUCCCGCUCGUCCUCUUCCCCGGCGCGAUCCUCCCCCUCCAAAUCUUCGAGUUCCGGUACCGGAUCAUGAUGCACACGCUCCUCCAGACCGACCUCCGGUUCGGCGUCAUCUACACCGACUCCGUCUCCGGCAUCACCUCCGUCGGCUGCGUCGGGGAGAUCGUCAAGCACGAGCGCCUCGUCGACGACCGGUUCUUCCUCAUCUGCAAGGGCCAGGAGCGGUUCCGGGUCACCGGGAUCGUCCGCAACAAGCCCUACCUCGUCGCGCAGGUCACGUGGCUCGAGGACCGGCCCUCCGCGGACGGGGCCGACGACCUGGAGUCGCUGGCCGGUGAGGUGGAGGCCUACAUGAAGGACGUCAUCCGGAUCUCCAACCGGCUGAGCGGGAAGCCCGAGAAGGAGGUCCCGGACCUGAGGCGGAACCUGUUCCCGACGCCCUUCUCGUUCUUCGUCGGGAGCACGUUCGAGGGUGCGCCGAGGGAGCAGCAGGCGCUGCUCGAGCUGGAGGACACCGCCACGAGGCUGAAGAGAGAGAAGGAGACGUUGCGGAACACGCUCAAUUACUUGACCGCCGCCUCCGCCGUCAAGGACGUGUUCCCGUCGUCGUGAUCGAAUCGAGUGAGGACCGGGGAAGACUGAUCACUUACUGAAGAAGCAGAAGCGAAGAACAAAGCUAAGUGUUCUUUUGCCAACGCCCUGGACUUUGUUGGUAAGUAAAUCACGCGGGAAGGAAAACCCUCAGUAAGAUGUAAAUUUUUUUUUGUGAUUUUGUAAAUGAUUCGAGCUUAAUAUUAUCCAUCAAGGCGUCCAUAGUUCAUGGUUUA
This is a messenger RNA of Syzygium oleosum, 1255 nucleotides long. RefSeq lists its product as uncharacterized. The coding region runs from base 141 to 1040 and encodes 299 amino acids. The record is from RefSeq and is a predicted model, not a curated record. Lineage: Eukaryota; Viridiplantae; Streptophyta; Magnoliopsida; Myrtales; Myrtaceae. The transcript has a single exon.